Microbotryum saponariae is the source of this 3560-nucleotide messenger RNA. The record is from the annotation of a GenBank genome assembly. Lineage: Eukaryota; Fungi; Basidiomycota; Microbotryomycetes; Microbotryales; Microbotryaceae.
AUGUCCACACCCGACACCACUACCACCAGCAACAACCCUUACACCCACACCCGUGCUCUCCUUUCCUACCUCUUUUCGACCUAUUCGACCUCCCCCUCCAAUUCGAACAAGCAUGGCCUGGCGUCAAGCUCAAGUCCGCCCUCGAGCUCGACGUCGUCGUCCGCGCCGGCGUUCCUCUCCUUGACGAGCUCGUCGACGCAGCAGCUCGAAUUGUCGGUCCGACGCUUGGCCUUGGCCCAGAGUCGAGCUCAUUCCCAAGUCAAUAGUGCCAGCUCCAACUCCAACAGUGGGACCAGCAACGCCAGUGCCUCGGAGGAGGACGAUGACGACGCCGUCGACGACGAUGACUCCCAGCGCGAAUCGCAAGAUGACGAGCCAAGUACGAACGAGGCCGCCGUCCCUUCCGCUGCCGCCGCGGUUACGGACGAUGGGAAUACAACUCCGAGUGGUCGCAAUGAGAUUGACCCGAUCGAAGAACAAGAAAAGUGAGCUGCUUCGAGCCUAUCGCGACCGGGAAGUGGGAUCUGACGUCGUGUCUUUUGAUGCUUCAUCAGCCGAGUUAGGAGCGUCAUUCGUCUGCUGGGCAACGACUCGAUAGACGAAGAUGACAAGCCCGAAGAAAUCAAGCGCUUGCUCUUAUCGUCACUCGUGGCUCCGAACGACUCCGUAAGCCCAUCAUUCAUCUUCCUGAAAAUUCUGGCUCCGCUGACCCUUGCGCACUCGAUGAACCCCCACUUGCUGAGCAGGCGCUUCCGAAUCUGGAUCCGAUCAUUCUCUCGCUUUUACACCGCUACCGCGAGGACUUGCAUCCGUCGGGCAAUCCGUUACCGCCUCUACCGAACCACGGCUCGACGACCCCCUCUUCACGUCCCAGUGUUUCUCGCUCGUCGUCCUUUCGGCGAAACCUACCGAGCGGUCAAUUGGGGGUCGCGAGCUCACGCGGUCCUUCGAACCCCACUGCGGCUUCGAUCGCGCUGUCAUCGAGUGUUAGCUCGACAUCAUCCCGAAGCGCUCCUACAAGUCCUUUCCAGACGGCAAGCCCCAGCUUGGGCAGCUCGGCCCGUCACACGCCUUCGCAUUCGCCAUGGUCCUCGCCCCGUCCGAUGGCCCUGUCACUCGCGAUGAGCGCCAACGCUCCCGAAUUCAAGUUCUCCGCCGGUGCGACCGAGUUCAGGCCCGGUGGAGCGACAAGUUCGUUCAGUCUUCCCGGUGCUUCGUCACCUCUCAUCCCUGGUACGCCCGAUCGUGCUCAACUGGCGCAGGCGAACUGGGCCCUGGCCAACUCGCCCCUAGGAACGCCCAAGCUUGGGACUGCGCCUCCGAGCAACGGCGAAGGAUCGAACGUGUCGUCACCGAGUUAUUUCCCUCGAAAUCUACCCCUACAGACAUUGCAUUCGAAACUGGCCAAACCUGUUCGACUACCCUGGCAGCAAGAUGACGACGAUGACGAGAAUCCAGAAGAACCGAAGAAUUACGAUGACCCUCCUGGCGGUCCGGGGCAGCCCUAUAACCCCGGUCCUGGUGGACCAAGCGGGUAUGCUGGUGGGCCAAUGUGGGAUCGACAGGUCAUGGGCGAAGGUCAGCGACGUUUCGUCAGUGGACCUCCAACGUUCGUACCUCGCGGUCAAUCACCGGCCUGGGACCCGCAGCAUCAAGGACGACCCGCACAGGGCGGAUGGGACUUUAUCGACGGCGAGGGCUUUGCCGAUCCUUCGACUCCGACUCUCGAAGAUGGAUCGGGCAUGUUGUUACCCGACAUGAUGAGCCCAGGUGACGCGUCUUCGAUCGAAUUCGCCAAUUCGCUCGUCGGCGCGUCAGGGUUAGGAGCUAUGGGCGCCUACAGUAUGACCCCUUUCGAUCACCUGUACUCCAUCUUUGCGAGCUCGAACAUCUCGCCUGAACUGGUCGAGGAUGUUUUGGUACAGACGGGGUACGACGUCGAUCAAGCGAUUGAGUACCUGAUCGAGAACCCGCAGUUGAUGAAUGGCUCCGGAGGAGAGGGAAGUGGGUUCGGGCUGCUGCCCGGCGUCGAAGUCGCGCCGAUGAACGAGGUCAGGACGACGGUCGCUGCGAGUGGUUCGAGACCCGUCAUCAUGUCGCGCGAUUCGUACGACGCUUACCUAGGUGGUCGGGGCGGAGCUUUCGGAGGUCCUCAGCAACAGAGAUGGCCUGGGCAACACGGAGGUAUGCGAGGCCCCGACCCGUCGCUGCAGGAUAGUGGGAGGGGUGUAGGCGGCAGGGUCUGUCGAUACUACCUCGCUGGCAAUUGCUUGCGGAGCGAUUGCAAAUUUUCGCAUGAUGUGGGCAAGGCGGUUUGCAAGUAAGUUUUAGUGCUGCAUGGUCUUUUGGUGACGAGCUAUUCCUGAUCGGGCGGAUCUUCCGUACACAGAUUCUGGCUGCGGGGCCAUUGCCUUAAGGGUGACGGACGCUGCGACUUUUUGCAUUCGAUUCCUCCGGUAAGUUGGACUGCGCAAUGGCUUGGCUCUGUACCACAAGCUCAUCGAUAUGGACUGUCACUCUAGAUUAUGCGAGCCGACUUUGAAGCUCGAGCUCGACGAAGAGACCAAGGCGGGUAUGACGAGGCCGAACACAUGGCACGGGACGACGGACCCGACGUCGACUUCCCCACCCUCGGCGAGAUGCAAAAGAAUCGACGUGGGAUGCCUGGGAUCAUCGGCGGUCGAGCAACGGUCGUACUCGACCCGGCUAGGACUCGUUUCAGCGGUGCGGUCAAAAUGGGGCCCAAAUACUUGCCCUCGGCGAUGGGGCAACCAGCUCGCCCACCCGGUCCGCCGACGAUGGCGGGCGGUAUACACCCGCGCGACAGUCUACCUCGCCCGAGGCCGUCGGCACGCAUCCCCCUGCGACCCCCCGCUCUCUUACCGACUUUGCCAACAGGACCUGCACUUGCGGCUUUGUACUUGCGCUACAGGUCCUCGUUCCUCGAACUCGGUGCCAAGCGCAACAAGUGCUUGGCACGGGCUUCAGAGUGCUUCAAGAAGGGCGAUGGCGCCGGCGCGCGCAAGUUCAGUCGAGAAGCGCAGGAUUGGGGCCGACAAGUCUCGAUCGAAGGUAGGGAUGCAGCUGCUCGCAUCUUGGCCGAGCGUAAGAGGCUGUUGAAAGAGGCGAUAUUGGAAGGUGGGACGCGUGGAUCGACGGAAGACGUUGCGGAUCGUCGCGUGCGCGGUCGAGAGAUGGGCGGAACGAUUUGCCUCGGCGUCGUGGCGCAAAUGUCCGUACCUCGGCACAACUCGGGUGGGGACAUUCAUGAUCUUCGGUCCGAGGAACGAACGGAGGUCGCGCUCGAUCUGCAUGGCUUGCACACCGACGAGGCCAUUUCUUUCUUGGGCGAUUCGUUGAUGGCUCUCGAACGGGAGAGGUUCCAAGGUAUCGCGUUCUACGUCAUUGGACAAGCGAGGCAUUCGGGCAAGAACGCAGGCGACGCGAGGGAAGCGGCGGGGAGGUUGAGGUUGGAACAGGCUUGCUGCGAAUUCUUGAGUGACCAGGGUUGGGCAUGGCAAAUGUUUAGUGGGGUGUUGGCCGUUGAUGCGUUGCGGUGA